AUGAAGAUAAGCGGUAUAGAUUAUGAAGAAAGGAUGGAUGAAGUGAAACUUCUUCAAUCAAUAAUCACUCUGUGAAAUGUCCCAACUUCAAGCGACGCUCACACGCACGUGCAAGUUCAAAACAGUUCCAAAUCCUUGUCAAAUGCCAAUAGCCGGUUGUGACGUCACGACGCCUAGCCAAUCGUCGGCUGGCGUUGUGCGAGGAGGGGCGUGGCAUCAACCAGCGCAAUUCAACAGCGGGGAGCGCAAAUUGAAAUCGCCAAACGUCAGCGGACGCGUCUUUGCGGUGUGGAGGAGAGCGGAAACCUUUUGGAGCCACUUGGUUGGGGGGAGACCACGGUGAAAGUUGACGGCGGCUCGGAUGGAAUGCGUGUACGUUCGUCUCCCCUGAAGCUUCCCGGGCUCCGUCCGUCCGACCGAAGCCUCCCGGGCUCCAAGCGAAGCGUGCCGGGCUUCCCUAAAGCCCGCGGGGCUCCGUGGCCCCUCCACCGCCCGCCGCGCCGCGCACACUGCUCGUCGUCCUGUCACCGGCGUCGUCGUUCCUAUGAGUGCGACGUCUAGCCCGCCGUUCGUGGUGAUGCAGCGGCCACUCGGAAGCAGCUCCGCCUUCAGCAUCGACUCUCUCAUCGGGGGGCCUCCGCAGCCCAGCCCGGGACACUUCGUGUACACGGGCUACCCCAUGUUCAUGCCGUACCGCUCCGUGAUGCUGCAACCGCCGCCCCCUCCGCCUCCGCCGCCCGCUUCCCUGCAGCCGGCUGGACAUCCCCAGCACCCGCACUCGCACAUCCCGGCGCUGCAAGGCGGCUUCUGCUCCAGCCUGGCUCUCACCUCCACGCUCAUGGCCUCGCUUCCCGGAGGAUUUUCCCCAAGCCAGCAGCACCAGGACGCGGGCCGGAAGCACGCUGAGGACGCCAAGACUUUGGCUUCGAUGCCGGCCAAAGAAGACGCGGAUACGUCGGUGCAAGCGGCCGCAGCGCGAGGACACGCGAGUCCGGACGAGUCCAAAGAGGACGAUUGCGCGCGCAGAGACGAGAGCUUCUCUAUGGACAGCGACGCGGACUACAGCUCGGACGACAACAUGAUGAGCUCCGCGGCGGCCGGGCUGGACGACAGCCUGCACCUCCACGGUUCGGCCGGGUCCGGCUCGGGCCCACCGGGAGGUGGUGGAGGGGGAGCUGGCGGCGGCGGGGGUAAGAACCGGAGGCGGCGGACCGCGUUCACCAGCGAGCAGCUGCUGGAGCUGGAGAAGGAGUUCCACUGCAAAAAGUACCUGUCGCUCACCGAGCGCUCCCAGAUCGCGCAUGCGCUCAAGCUGAGCGAGGUGCAGGUCAAGAUCUGGUUUCAGAACCGGCGCGCCAAAUGGAAACGGGUCAAAGCUGGCAACGUCAACAACAAGUCCGGGGAACCGUCGCGGAACCCCAAGAUCGUAGUUCCCAUCCCGGUGCACGUCAGCCGCUUCGCAAUAAGAAGUCAGCACCAGCAGCUGGAGCAGAGCCGACCCUAGGACCCUCGAGAACUUUGUCGAGUACAACUGUCGAGAACUGGCCUCUCUUCAGCGCACUUAUCGCUCGUUUAAUUUGAAGAAGAAGAAAGAAAAUAAAAUCAGGCCAAAGCUUAAGUCAAGACAUGUAAAUGCGUUUUUUCUUAAACAAGUGCAAUGGAAUCUAAAUAAAUUCAUUUAGGACAUUAAUGUUCUAAUUUUAAGGGACAACAUUUGAACAAAAUAUAAUCAACUCCCAACAUGAAAGGAGGAUGAGGAUGAUGAUGUUGAUGACACAAUAGUAUCGAAUUGUUUUUUACGAGGUUUCUUCUUUCCCCAAGACGCUGCUAGUUUA
Syngnathus acus (greater pipefish) is the source of this 1835-nucleotide messenger RNA. It is a transcript of the gene gbx2, whose product is annotated as gastrulation brain homeobox 2. NCBI's taxonomy places the organism in Eukaryota, Metazoa, Chordata, Actinopteri, Syngnathiformes, Syngnathidae. Bases 545 to 1504 code for a protein of 319 amino acids. Gene Ontology annotation, molecular function: DNA-binding transcription factor activity, RNA polymerase II-specific; RNA polymerase II transcription regulatory region sequence-specific DNA binding. Gene Ontology annotation, cellular component: nucleus. Gene Ontology annotation, biological process: regulation of nervous system development; regulation of transcription by RNA polymerase II. The transcript is spliced from 2 exons. The record is from RefSeq and is a predicted model, not a curated record.